Molecule: messenger RNA, 1138 nt
Organism: Lolium perenne
Lineage: Eukaryota; Viridiplantae; Streptophyta; Magnoliopsida; Poales; Poaceae
Source: RefSeq, a predicted model, not a curated record
CGCUGUACAGGGAGUAUAAUGCGCAGAACGCAGUGCAAAUAAACUUUGUUCUAGUCAACUAUGUGUUAAUUAAUCCGGUUUUGCAACUCAACAACUGGCCGUGUCACAAGGCUGGAUUCCUUAUUAGCCCAAGACAGAGAUAGUGCGUGCUCAUUCUGUUCCCAAGGGCGUUGACGAACCAUUGCUUCUUGCUGCAGCCCUAGCCUCUUCAGAUUAAGGUAGUAACAUGGAUACCGCACCCGUCGCGCCAAAGCCUAUGGCGCUUCAUUUAUUAGAAGAAAUUACAAAUGGUUUCUCCCGGGAACGGAAACUUGGUGGUGGCACGUAUGGAGAUGUUUACCUGGGUAAGCAUAAAGAUGGAGAAAAUAUUGCUGUGAAGGUGCUUAAAGACGGUCUGGACCUUGAUGAUGUGCAAUUUGAGAAGGAGUAUCACAACCUUGCAAGUCUUCACCACAAAAAUGUUGUCCGGUUAGUUGGAUAUUGCCACGAAACUAAGAAAGAAUGUCUACCGUACAAUGGAAGGAUGGUUUUUGCUGAUAAGACUAAGAGGAUACUUUGCUUCGAUUAUAUGCACAAUGGAAGCCUUGACAGUUUUAUUUAUGAUGAAUUUAAUGCCCGUAAUUGGUGUACACGCUAUGCGAUAAUUAAGGGGAUAUGCGAGGGCUUGGAAUACCUUCAUGAGAAAUUAAAACCUCCUCUAUACCAUUUAGAUUUAAAACCAGCCAAUAUAUUGUUGGAUGAUAACAUGUCUCCAAAACUCGCAGAUUUCGGCUUAUCAAGGCUGUUCUUAGAAGAAAGAACAAAAAAGACAAAAAAUGAUAUAGGAACAAUUGGGUACGUACCACCAGAGUACAUAGAUGCGGGUUUGAUCUCCAUUAAGUUUGAUAUAUUCAGUUUGGGUGUACAUGUAGACUGGAUGAAUAGGCUACAAGCGACCCUAAUUAACGCAUAUUCUAUACAAAUAAGGAGAUGCAUUGAAAUAGCUUUAAGCUGUGUCAAAGCUAAUCGAGACCAAAGACCAAGUAUUGGGGUAAUCGUCAAUACUCUUACUAAGACAGAAGCUUUGAUCCAGAUUCCUGACGCAUUAAGAAAUGACUCGGCCUCAUCGAUUAACCAGGUGCAACCUCCGAUGAUAUGA